Molecule: messenger RNA, 2862 nt
Organism: Helianthus annuus (common sunflower)
Lineage: Eukaryota; Viridiplantae; Streptophyta; Magnoliopsida; Asterales; Asteraceae
Product: nuclear intron maturase 3, mitochondrial
Exons: 2
Coding region: 69-2327 (752 amino acids)
Biological process (GO): mRNA processing
Source: RefSeq, a predicted model, not a curated record
CCCUGUUCCCAAAACCCUUAAAUCCUAUUGGGAGCUCAAAUUACCACAACCAUAACUUAACACUCCAAAUGCUCUUAACUUUCCGGCGAACCACCGCCCCACUCCGUCCAUCCCGCCUCCUCUCCACCCAACCCACCACCAUAUCUCCACCACCCACCACCGUAUCUCCACCACACCCCCUCACAAAACCCCAACUUAAAACCCUAAUCCUCUCCCACUACAACAACGGCAAGUUCUCCAACCUCCUCCAAAACGUCGUCGCUUCACCAUCCGUCCUCCUCACCGCCGCCCACAACCUCACCCAUGAAAACCAACCAACCAUUAACUCAAUCUCCACCAAUUUCUUCAAUAUUUCCCAAAUGUCCGAUGACCUCAUCAACAACACGUUCAAGAUCGAAUCUUGCGUCAUCAAAUUGACAAACAAAGGUACACCCAGUUCCCUAAAUGUCCCCAAUUUGAAUCUUAAGGUGUUAAUUGAGUCUAUUAGGAUUGUGUUAGAAGUUGUGUAUGAUGAUCGGUUUGCCACUUUUAGCUAUGGUGGUCGGGUUGGUAUGGGUCGAGCGACCGCGAUUCGGUACCUUAAAAACGUCGAAAACCCGACUUGGUGGUUUAAUGUUUCAUUUAGGAAUAAGGAAUUUGGUGUAGAGAAUGUGAAUAAGUUAUGUUUGGUUAUUAAGGAGAAAGUUAGUGAUGAUAUGUUAAUUGAUGUAAUUAGGAGAUUGUUUGAUUUGAAAAUAAUCCUAGUUGAGUUUGCGGGGUGUUAUUUAGGGAGGGGGUUUCCGAACGAAUGCGGGUUGUGUGCGAUUUUGAUUAAUGUUUACUUGAAUGUGUUUGAUCAAAAGUUGCAAGAGUUGCGGUUGUUGGUUAAUGAGGAGAGUCGAAAAGCUAGGUUAGAGAACGAAAAUGAUGGUGAUGGUGGUAAUGUGGUUUACAAGCCUUUGAAGAUAUAUGCGGUUAGGUAUUUAGAUGAGAUACUUGUGAUUACGUCUGGGUCGAAGGGUUUAACGGUGAAGUUAAAGAAUCUUGUCGUGCCGUUUCUUGAAAAGAAUUUGGCGUUGGAGGUGAAUAAGGGGGUUACUGCGGUUCAUAGUGCGGUUUCGGAGGAGAUUAGGUUUUUGGGUAUGGAUGUUCGGGCGGUUACGCCGUCGGUUUUGCGUUCUCCGAUGUCGGAGAAGGCGAUUAGGGCUAGGAAAAAGUAUUUACGACAAAAGGAAGUUAGGCUUCAAGAGCUUAAGAAUCGAAGGGAGACGAAUAGGAAGAAGCUAGCGAUGAAAAUUUUCGAUCAUGUUUAUAAGAAGUUGAAAACGAGUAACGGGUUCAAGUUCAAUUUUCAAAUAGAGAAAGAAGUUAAGGUGAUUUUCGAAACUUGGGGUCGUGAAACGGUUGAUGAGUUUAUGGGGUCGACAGAGGAACGUGCAGCGUUGUAUCGUAAGCUUUCGGGUGGUGAUUUUUUAUCGUUGAAACGAAUUAGAGAGCAACUUCCGUUAGAUCUUGUAGAAUCUUACGAUAAGUUUCAAGAAAACGUCGACAAGUAUUUGAAUCCAAUGAAAGCUAGAAAAGAGAUGGAGGAAAGAAAAAGAAAGCUAGAAGAUGAAGAAGAAAAGAAAUACGCGGAAAGAACAGUCAAAGAUUUGACCAAACUUUGUAUAAAAGUCGAUGCACCCGACCGACUUGUCAGACAGGCGAUUCGGUUAGCUAGGUUUACCAACGACAUGGGCCGGCCUAGACCAAUCGGUGCACUCAUGGUUCUCGAAGAUGCCGAUAUCAUCAAAUGGCACGCGGGUGUCGGAAAACGAUGGCUCGAUUACUUUUGUUGUUGUCAUAAUUUCAAGAUUGUGAAAACCGUUGUAAACUAUCACAUGAGAUUCUCUUGUAUAUUGACUCUAGCCGAAAAACACGAGUCAACCAAACGCGAAGCGAUAAAACAUUACACUAAAGAUUUGAGGGUUUUCGACGUUGACGGGAACGAAGAGUUGUAUUUUCCUAGCGAACGAGAGAUUAAAAUGAUGGGUGAUAAGAAUCUUGUGGACCCGAAGCCUGUUGAUGGGGCUUUGACCAUGUUGUUGACUAGAUUGGCUACUGAUGAAAAUUUGUAUCGAUGUGGUGCUCAUUUUUGUCAAAGGUUUGAUACGAUCGUGUAUCGAAUUCGGUUGUUGCAAAAAGAUUUGAACUUGGAUUGUGAGAAAUCAUGGGUUUCUGGUAUGGGUGUUAUUCCUGAUGUUUUUGAUAGAAAGUGUGUACCUUUAUGUUCAGAUCAUGUUAGUCAGAUGUAUCUUGGUGCACUUACACUCCAAGAUGUUGACUUUUCAAGUUUACUAGAUGUUUGACUACAAAUUUUGAGGUAUGUUAUCUAGCUGUUUAUCCGUUUUCGGUUAGGCAGAUUAGACUUGAUUUAACGAGCGGGUCAACGGAGUCGGAGGUGCAACAGUAUCUCUUCAGGCGGAGCAGAAUUGCUGUGCCUAAAGUUAACAUUCCUUCGCUUAUUUUUUUGCGACUGGGCUUGGAUGAGAAGAAGGAAUUGGUUUAUGCUAUUGCCUUGUCGAAUCUUUGGAAGGUUUGGCUUCAGAGAAAUUAGAAGGUCUUCAGGAGAAAAAACUCGUCGGCAGCCAUGGUGGGAGAGGAGACAAAGGAGAUUGCGUAUUGGUGGGCGAAGAAUAGAUCAAAGGCUGUCAUACCGAGCUCGGAUUGUUGAACAGUUUGGAUGUAAUGUAAUUGUUUGUUCUUGUUUUGCUGUAUUGGUCUUCCUCUUAGCAGCUUGCUGAGGUUGUGUAGAAUAAAAUCUCCUUUUGGUUGGCCAACAAAAAUUAAUGUGUGAGGUUAGUAACAUAUGAGUAUAAUUGUGAUGAUUAUUAAGCAUUUAGC